Messenger RNA from Eucalyptus grandis, 1773 nucleotides. Its product is annotated as choline-phosphate cytidylyltransferase 2-like. The coding region runs from base 171 to 473 and encodes 100 amino acids. Gene Ontology annotation, biological process: CDP-choline pathway. Lineage: Eukaryota; Viridiplantae; Streptophyta; Magnoliopsida; Myrtales; Myrtaceae. The transcript is spliced from 3 exons. Gene Ontology annotation, molecular function: phosphatidylcholine binding; choline-phosphate cytidylyltransferase activity. The record is from RefSeq and is a predicted model, not a curated record.
UCCCUUUUAGCUUUCUGUUUUCCCCACCUCCCCUUUUUGCUUUCACCUCCCUUCCGAUGAACACGAGCUGAGAAAAAUCCACUGAAAAAAUCGAAGCUUUAAGCUUGAUUCUUGAAGACGGAAUCGGAGUCGUUGUGGUCGAAGUCCUCCUGAGGCUAGGCCGAGUGGGGAUGGAGCAAGAAGAAGGCGGGGGAAGGGCGGGGGCGGGGGCGGGGGCGGGGGGUGUGGAGGGUGGCGAGAGUCUCCGGAGCUUGCAAAUCAUCCGGGUCUACGCCGACGGUAUUUACGAUCUCUUCCACUACGGCCAUGCCCGUUCCCUCGAGCAGGCCAAGAAGCUGUUUCCUAAUACUUACCUGCUCGUCGGAUGCUGUAAUGAUGAGCUCACGCACAAGUAUAAGGGAAAGACGGUCAUGAACGAACAGGAGCGCUACGAAUCUCUCCGCCAUUGCAAUUCAGCAAAUCUAAUUAAUUAACGCCCACAUGAGGUUCCCAAGCCAAGAGUUAUGACAGUAGCAACAAGACUUUAUCCUCCUCGAAGUAUACUGGAGAUAUAUUCAAUUUCAUCAGCCACUUCCUUCAUAUUGGGGCGGUUGUGCCUCCGCUCGUCCAAGCACGAUGACGCGAGAUAUCCGAGCGCCUUCAUGGUCUCCAAUUCCAACUUUGUGGCACCCUCUUUGAUUGCCGGAUCAACCGCGUCCAUCAGUCUUUCUUCUUUUGAAUCUUCUUGAUAUGUAUUGCCAAGUUUACAUCUUCCUCAUCUCGAUUGAAGUCGAUGGCCUUCUUUGAAGUCAGCAACUCUAGCAGAACAACCCCAAAGCUGUAUACAUCGCUCUUAUCAGUAAGUUGAAAAUUCAGAUAGUAUUCUGGAUCAAGAUAACCGAGUGUUCCUUGAGCGCAGGUCGUGAUGUGAGUUGCAUCUGUCUCAGCUAACCUUGAUAACCCGAAAUCGGACACUUUAGCAUCAAGCUUUUCAUCUAGUAGUAUGUUACUAGAUUUGAUAUCCCUGUGGAAAAUGGGCGGUACGGCUGAAGUAUGAAGAUAUGCAAGUCCCUCGGCUGUUUGGUGGGCGAUGUUGAGCCGACGGUACCACGUGAGUGGAGCCCAUUUACAUUUGUAUGCGCCGUGAAGAUGGUCAAAAAGAUUUCCAUAAGAUAUGUACUCGUAAAUUAGCAGAGGCAGCUCAAGAUCCACACAGCAACCCAGCAGUAUGACCAGGCUCCGAUGAUUCACCUGGCAAAGGAUCCGGACCUCGUUCAAGAUCUGGUCUAUUCCCUUUGUGUUCCCGAGCUUGGCUCGCUUGACGGCAAUUACAGUUCCGUCAUCAAGGGUGCCCUUGAAGACCUCGCCGAAGCCACCAACGCCAAGGAGGUUCUCUUUGGAGAAGUUGCCUGUUACUCUUGUGAUCUCCUUCCCCGUGAAGAUCUUGGCCGCUUUGCCGCUGCAAUUGGCAUUGAGGAUGUCUUCGCGCAUUUUGGUCAAACUAAGUUGUGCUUCUCUCUUGAUGUGCUUGCGCUGCCAGUGGACUACAAAAAGAACUGCGAAGCCGAACAGGACUGCAGCGGCGCUGAAGGUUAAACCUGCAAAAAUUGGGGGAGGUUUCAGGUAAAAUUGGUGAAAUUUUAAUGAAGUCAAAUGAAACCCUUUCAGGUUGAAAAUUGAAGUACGUACCUGCAAUUAGUGGACUUUUGCUGUGCUGCUUGCAAUCUUCUGGUCUUGGACACUUGAUAUCUACAAGAUUUGAAUAAGGAACUAGUUUAUGCAUAGUUCAUCACA